AAAUACCACAAAAGUUUACAGUUGACGCAAAAGGAGACCAAGCACGAAGCAAAUUCCAAAAGCCAAAAGCCAAAAGCCAAAAGACGCAAAGAAGACCAAGAAGAUACUAUCAUCGAAAUCCAUGGCCAUGGCCUCACUGAUUCAUCGUGUCAUCCUGGUCCAACUUCUGAUCCUAUCGGUGGCAACAAUCUCAGCGACGGCCAGGCCUUGCAAGACCCUCUUCAUCUCCUCCUACUCUUUCUCCUUCAAACCCGUUAACCAACAAAACCCUUCUUCUUCUUCAUCCUCGGGAUUCGUCACCGUCUUCACCGAGAUCAGCCACUUCAACCCAAAACCCCAAGUGCAAGAACAACCUUUCCCCACCACCACCGAGAUCUUCCUCUUCCGUGACCCGAUCCACCGCAACGACAUGCCGUUGGGGUACAGGAAACCCCAACAACCCAUCGCUUCCUACGACUUCAGCUCCCUCCGUGACCGCACCAAGGACAUCUUGAGUGUCGUCGUCGCUCUCCUCUUCGGCGUUGGCUGCGGAGCCCUCACCGCCGCCACCAUGUACCUCGCUUGGUCUCUCUUCUCCCACCGCUUCUCCUCCUCCGACUACUCCGCUUUCCCCUCUUCUUUCUCCGACGAUGACGACAACGAUGACGAUGAUGUCAAUCCCAAGAAGUUCGGCUAUAUUAAGAUUCCCGCUGCCACCGAUUCUCUGCCUGCUCCGGCUCCGGCUCCGGCUCCGGCUAAGUGAACGGUAUGAAAGUAUAUGAUAAUCGCUAUUAUGUUAUAUGGUAUUUUAGUCAAUUUGGAGCUAUUGAAGCUUGCCUCUCUUUUUAGUGUGGAUUGUGGACUAAUUGUUUAUAAUAAACAAAAGAGAGAACAAGUGUGCUACUUCUCUGGUCUGUAUUACUCAAUUUACGACUUUAUUGUCUUAUAUUCUAAUACUUUAAAUGUGAUCAUGUACUUUGAUUAUGUUA
This is a messenger RNA of Quercus robur (English oak), 968 nucleotides long. RefSeq lists its product as uncharacterized. The coding region runs from base 122 to 742 and encodes 206 amino acids. Lineage: Eukaryota; Viridiplantae; Streptophyta; Magnoliopsida; Fagales; Fagaceae. The transcript has a single exon. The record is from RefSeq and is a predicted model, not a curated record.